Molecule: messenger RNA, 2966 nt
Organism: Pyrus x bretschneideri (Chinese white pear)
Lineage: Eukaryota; Viridiplantae; Streptophyta; Magnoliopsida; Rosales; Rosaceae
Product: calmodulin calcium-dependent NAD kinase
Exons: 7
Coding region: 523-2274 (583 amino acids)
Molecular function (GO): ATP binding; kinase activity
Source: RefSeq, a predicted model, not a curated record
UUUGGGCUUUUGACAAGGCGAAUACUCUAUAUCAUUUCUAACUUAUGACAGAAAAUUUGAACUCAAAUGCAACAAAUUUCGAACUGAUGUAAUUCACCUAGGCAAAGAAAGUGAAUGUUUUUUUUUUUUUUUUUGCUAAUAAAGAAAGUGAAUGUUUGAAAUUCUUAAAAGUGGGGAAUGUAUAAUUGCUAAAAAAUACUUUAGUUUAUAAAAGUGUUUGAUGAAAUAAGAUUAGUUGGCCAUUAGUUGGCCUAUGCCAUGUUAUAUAUUUGAUUAUUCCAUUAAUAAUAUUAUUAUUAAUUGACUAACAACGUUCUCUCAAAAGAUAUUAUCGACGUGCGUCACCGCUCAAUAGCAACAAACUAUCACGAUUAACAUGCAACGACAAAAGCACAACCAAAUCCCAAAUUUUCCUUCAUCUUUUUCACAAUCAAAUCAACAAAAACAAGAAUAUAAGCAAAAAUAAAUAAAAAUAUUCAUUCAUUCUUCAGAUCUGAGCAAUUUUCCUGGAAUUUGUAAGACAUGCAGAAAGGUAAGAAUUAUCAUGCAACAAAGCUAGUCAGCCUCUUGAUAUUGGCCUUUUCCGUCGCUCUUUGCUUCCAUCCUUCAUGCAAAAACCUCUCUCAUUUUUCGUUCCUCAUCACCUCUCCAUUUUCUUCAGAUCACACCUUCACUCAGAUCCUUGUAGCCUCCUCAAUCGGCAUCAUCAUUGCCGCCGCGCUGCAUUACCGCCUCCGAAAGCAUAAGGAUCAGAAGGUCAUCCCCCGCCUCAAGGUUUCCGACUCGAACCGCGUUCAUCACAAGCUCGAGAGGUUCCCCCACUACGUAGGUAAUGAUAACAUGAUCAUCCGCUUAUUUUCCGUGGCCUUUGUGAUCUGCAACGUGUUUGUGAUUGAAUAUUUUUGGCAUUGUGUUGUUGUGGAUGCAGCUAGGCAGCUGGGAUUCAAAGACAGAAGAGAAUGUCCACAGCUCUGCAAGCUAGCCACUGAAUACAUCAGAAAGUUCGAGGGGUUUGAGGAAGAUAUCUACAACUUCUUUUCCAGUGAACCGGAUGCGGAUUCUCUGUUUGUGAAGCUCGUCGAGGAGUUUGAGAGAUGCAUCCUCAGUUAUUUUGCAUUUCACUGGAGCCAAGCUGAUAUGAUGAUUACUCAGAUCUUGAGCUGUGAUGCUGAGCCCAAAAAGAAGCUCAAAAACAUUGUCAUGGCGGCAACCAGAGAACAGAGAUUCGAGAGAGUGACGAAAAAUUUGAAGGUGGCUAGAGUUUUCACUAACUUAGUGGAGGAGAUGAAGGCAAUGGGACUCGCACAGCCGGAUGACUCAACGUGCACAGAGGUGAUGGCUCCGGUGGCUCAUGCUGACAGAAGUCCGGUCCUCCUGCUCAUGGGAGGUGGAAUGGGAGCAGGAAAGAGCACUGUGUUAAAGGACAUUCUCAAAGAACCAUUCUGGCACGGAGCAGCGGGGAAUGCUGUAGUGAUUGAGGCAGACGCCUUCAAAGAAUCAGAUGUCAUAUACAGAGCUCUCAGCUCCAGAGGCCAUCAUGACGACAUGCUUCAAACCGCUGAACUGGUACACCAAUCAUCUACGGACGCAGCAUCAUCCCUCCUCGUCACAGCCCUUAAUGAAGGGCGGGAUGUCAUCAUGGAUGGCACUCUCUCUUGGGUACCAUUUGUUGUGCAGACGGUAACCAUGGCCAGAAAUGUUCAUCGCCGUCGUUACCGCAUGGGGCCUGGUUACAGGGUGAAUGAGGAUGGAACUGUCACUGAAAACUAUUGGGAACGACUUGACGAUGAAGAACCAGAACAAGUAGGAGGCAGAAAGAGAAAACCAUACAGGAUAGAGCUCGUUGGAGUCAUGUGUGAUGCUUAUCUAGCUGUUAUAAGAGGCAUCAGGAGAGCUAUCAUGGUUCGAAGAGCGGUGCGAGUAAACUCACAAUUGAAAUCCCACAAGAGAUUUGCUAAUGCAUUUCUAACAUAUUGCCAACUGGUUGACAACGCGAGACUGUAUUGCACGAAUGUACUGGAAGGCCCGCCUAAGUUGAUAGGAUGGAAAGACAAAGACAAAACAUUGCUCGUGGAUCCAGAUGAAAUCGAUUGCUUAAAAAGGGUAGGCAGGCUAAAUGACACAGCGAAUUCCAUAUACGAACUUUACAAGCGCCCUAACCCAGCUUAUGAAACCGGGUCAGUCUGGAAGGACAUUGUCUUAUCACCUUCAAGAUUAAACAUUCAAAAAGAACUGAAGUACUCCAUUCAGAAAGUCGAAAGAUUGAAACAAUAAACCAACGGUCCCAGCCAGGUAGCAUUUUAAACUUCUUAUCUUCACAGCUCAGAAGACGGGAGGAGACAUAGCAAAGGAUUGGAGUUUUCCAUAUUUGCAACCAGCAAGUGUUUGUCAGUGUUGUAGCAAAGACGAGGAGCUUUCUUGGCUGUUUUGUAUCAAAAAUGAGGAGCAUAGUCCUAAGGUUUAUAUAUAUAGAAGGUGAAGAUUUGAAGGUCAAAAUUCGGAUUUAUCUUCAUAGAUGAUCAUAGGCAUAUAUAUAUGAGAUUGACAAUGUCUGAUUUCCUUGUUGUAUGAACUUCAUUAGGCCAGUUUAGAAAAGACGUUUCCUUUUUCCUUAUGUUUUCUGUUCUGAUAAACCUAAACUUACCCAUAACAUAAACAUACAGUGUAAUCAAAAUGAAUUAAUGACUUUGAAUUCAGAUAUUCCAGGACGUACUGAGUAGUGAAAUUUUUUUGUCAUUCAACAGAGAAGAGUGGUAGCGAAGAAACUAUAAGAAUUAACUGAGUUCUGUAUUUUUUCGGUAAGAACAAGUUGAGAAAUGAGCAUUCAUACAGUUAUAUCCAAUAUAAUCUAUAGCAACGCAACUGCGAAAUCAAAACCUGCCUUAAAUAAAUCUAUAGAUCCACAGCUAAUUGGCAAAUAAUUCCACUCCAGAUGGUAACCUAGAGUUGCUUAAAAGACACUGUCC